CACAUACUCCAGUGCAUACCGCGCGAUUGCUGAAUCGCCUCGCUUUGCUUGAGCGGAGAUGCACUUGAGAAUUAAAGGGUAGCGUAGGCCUGGUGGCCCGCUGGAAACAACCAGUGCACAAUGCCGGUGGUAAAUGUGGGCGGGCCGGUCGCUUGGGGCCUGGUCGUGCUGGUAUCAGCAUGGGCGGUGCGGGCCGGCCGCGCGCUCGCCGGGCGCCGAAAGGCGCGCCGGAAUGAGGAGGAGGACACUGUGGUACACGAUCCAAAUGCUCUUCAGCCGCGGUUCCUGCAGCACCUUUCGGCGACGGCCAUCCGUAUGCUGAUCGAGACCGGCGCCCUGCCGUGUGCCAUUCUGGAGCUUGCGCCGGACGGGACCCCAACGUCAGCAUCAGCGGGCGGCAGAGCCAACUGCCCCGGGCAACAAGCGGGAGGUGGCGGCCCCGGCCGACAGGGCGCAGCAGCGGGUUCCCCAAGCACGGCUGCAGCGGGAGGGAGACCAGGCGGCAACACUGCAGCAUCCGCAGGCAGUGGCGGGGGGGCUGCCGCAGCUGCCGGGGCUGCGGGAGGUGGCGCGGCGGGGCUGGCGCUGCAGCGCAUCGUGCCGCCGGAGCUGGCGGCAGCUGUGCCCUGCAUGACAGCUGCGGCCUGGGUGCGGGCGCUGGCGGGGCCCGAGCCCUGGCGCGCGGAGCUCACCAGGGCCGCCAACGUGGCGGCGGCAGCCGCUGGCGUAGCGGGGGCAGGGUCCCCCGGUGCGGCGGGAUCGUCCGUACGGUCCUCCUACGCCUCCUCGUAUGCCUCCUCCCUAGGGCGAGACGGUGGGAUAGCAGGCGGGCUAGGCGCUGGCGGCACAACGGCGGCAGGCCUGCGGGCGCGCCUGCCGCAGCAACAGGCGCAGCGGCUUUCGCUCACACUUGGGGCGGGCGGAACAGCGCUUGCGCAUAACGGCUACGGCGGCGGUGCCCUCGGUCAGGGCGCUGCGGGCAUGGGCUUAGAAGGCGCCGUGGGCGGCAACAGUGGCGGCGGCUCUGCAGCGGCGGCGGGCGACCGGCGGCUGUCUGCAGCCGGCGAGAGCGGCACGGACGCCGUCGGGCCCCUGGGGGCUGCUGGGGUGGGGCCGGGGACUGGGUACGGGCUAAACCAGUACGGAGGGGGCGGCACCGGCAGCGGGGGCCCCUUGCACCAACACGGGGCGGCUGCUACUGCCGCGGCGGCGGUAAAUGGCAAUGCCGCGCUGACGGCGGCUGUAGCAGCCGCGGCCGCGGCGGCUGCAGCCAACAUGGCGUCGCUGCCGUACCCGCCCCGGCAUGCGCUGUUGGUGGUUCUGGGGCGCAACGACAGGCACGUGGCGGCUGUGACGGCGGCGGCGGCAGCAGCCGGGUACAGCAGGGUGGCGACCUGGAUUGGCGGGCCGGAGGCGUUUGCCGCCACCUCACUAGGCGGGCCACGCCUGCCGUCCAUCAGCAAGCACGCGCUGUGGCUGGUGCUGCAGCUGGGGCCCGACCCGCUCUUCCACGUGCCCGCCACCGUCAUCGACGUACGGCGCCCCGAUGAGCGGCUGUCGUACGGCGCGAUCCGAGGCACCAUCAACAUCCCAGCUGACGAGCUGGCUGCGGCGCUGGUGCUGCCGCCGGCCGACUUCCGGCAGCGCUACGGCGUGCCCCGGCCCAGCGGGCCGGCGGAGGACGUGGUGGUGCUGCUGAGCCGCUCCGGCCGGAGGGCGGCCUGGGCGGCGCAGCUGUGUGUGGACGCCGGGCUACGCAGGGUGUUCGUGUACGGCGAGGGCGUGUACGGCUGGCGGCUGGAGGACCGCGUGAAGCCGUACCGGGCGUACGACCUGGGCGCACUGCCGCCGGACCCGGAGCCGUUCACAGUGGAGGAGGCGGACGAGGCGGCAGGCCUGGAGGAGCUUCAUGCGCUGGACAUGCCACUCCGCCAAGGGCCGCGGCCGUCUCGGUUCGCGGUGGCCUCGCCCGCAGCCCUGGGCGGCCCGGGAGCAGCUGGCGGCGGCGCACGCGGCGGCCUGGGUGUGGCCAUGGGCAUGGGGCUGGGCAUUGGCCAUGUGGGUGGCAUGCUGCCUCCGCUGCCGGCUGGCAUGGCUUACACAGGUGGAGGGCUGGGUGGUAUGGGCAUGGGCAUGCCUGGGGGGCCAGGCAGGGGCGGGGGCGCUGCGCCGGGCGGCCCCGGCGCGGGCCACCACUCGCGCGGCGGCAGUGGGGCGGCUCGGGAGUGGGGCUGGCGCGGCAGGUCGAUGCGGUAAUGGGAUAUGUCUUGUGGGAGUGCCGGUGGCGGCAGUGAUGUCUGCAAGAUUACAGCCAGUAUGUGUAGGGAGCAGAGACAGGCAGCAUCAAGCUGAGGGUUAGUAGACUGCGCAAGCUAGCAGUGCGCAGCUAGCGUGCGGCCGCGGACGACAUCACUUUGCACAGACCAGCACCGACUAUGGCCCCCCGUUUUUUGUUAUGGCUGGAUGCCGGUGCGGCAUAAUGCAUACUGCGUCAUGCAAAGCCUUUCCUGAUUUUGCUGGCUGUGGACGUCAUGCAACACAUUUUUUGGCUUAUUAACUUUACCUCUGUGCUAAGGUGCUGUAGCACACGCGCAGAUUUGGUUGUUGCAAGGAUGCCGUCUCGUGCCUUUCACAGUUCCACGGGUGCGUCGAAGAUGUGCACCCUGUGGUAUUGGUGCACCUUUUUUGGGGUUGUGCGGUGAUUCCAAGUUCAUUGAAUGCAGGCAGUUGGAAGGGUGCACCUCUUGGGCAGGCGUGCACGGUGCACCUGUGCGUCUCGGGGCCUGGUGUGUUUGGGCAGACUUAGCAUGGACGGCGUGGUGAUGAUAUGGAUCGUCGUCUGGUGCUCAAGCUCAUGGGCUUUGGCUGGCCGCCGACGCUGUCCCGGAAGCACCAGCAGCAGCAGGGGCCAGGGGGUCGGGUGAUGAUGUGGGCGCGGUGUAUGGAGGUGGCACCCUGUAUGUUCAUCUGGGCGCUUAAUUGCGUUAAGCCAUUCGAGCCCACUUCGGAGGCAAGUUCGAUUUGGUGGCGUGAGAUCCGCCUCACCCCGGUUACUGCACGUGCAGGAGUGGUGUGCAGCAGUAGUCGGCAGGGUGUCCCCAGGUAUUGUGGCGUUUGUCGCACGGUAUGCCGGUGCAGUGCUCAGGUGCGUAAAGCGGCGCGUCGCGGUGUUGGUCGCAACCGGAUGCUUGAAGCCGAAAUCGCUUCGUCGGCACGUGUAAGUCAUUGUUUGU
This is a messenger RNA of Chlamydomonas reinhardtii, 3233 nucleotides long. RefSeq lists its product as uncharacterized. The record is from RefSeq and is a predicted model, not a curated record. Bases 121 to 2256 code for a protein of 711 amino acids. Gene Ontology annotation, cellular component: mitochondrion. Gene Ontology annotation, molecular function: thiosulfate-cyanide sulfurtransferase activity. The transcript has 8 exons. NCBI's taxonomy places the organism in Eukaryota, Viridiplantae, Chlorophyta, Chlorophyceae, Chlamydomonadales, Chlamydomonadaceae.